AUGGCCCUGACCCUGCGGGGCGGCAUCUCCGUGCUCCAUGGCUCGGAGCUGCCGCAGAUCCGUACAUUGCAAGAAAAGAGUGCACGAAGCAAGGCGGCAGAUAAACCGCUAGACACGCUCCCGAUGGAGGGACAAGUUCUGCAUAAGAUUGACAGAGAUAAUGAUGCCAUUGCAUUUGAAAAUAACAUCCAGCAACUGAGCCCAUCUGAAGAGGGGGAAGGAAAGGAAGUUUUUUCCACUGUUGGGGAAACAAAGAGUCAGAGCUGCAAAGGGGGUGAUGAUUUGUCAGAUUCUUUCAAUGAAAGCAAAGAGCAGGAAUAUCCAACUGCAUCAGAACAAACAGUUGUAAGAAAUCUCAAGAAUCUAAAAUUUGAGGCUUGUGCUCCACAACAGGAAAAAGGAGAAACAAAAAGUUUCAACUGUUUUUUCUGCACAUUCACCUCAGUCAGGUUAUGGAGUCUUAGGCGUCAUUUGAAAACGCAUUCGGAUGAGAAACAUCACGCGUGUCACCUCUGCCCCAAGGCCUUCCGUACAGCAGCUCUGCUGCAUAGCUAUGCCAGCACACAUACAGAGAACAAACCCCAUAAAUGCAGUGAGUGUGACACAGCCUUUGUGACCCGAGAGGAACUUGCACGACACAGGAGGUACAAGCACACUUUGGAGAAGCCUUUCAAGUGCACAAUAUGUGAAUACUCCAGUGUAGAAGCCAGCAAGAUGAGACACCACGUUCACUCGCACACGGGAGAGCGGCUCUACCCCUGCCACCUGUGCAGCUAUGCCAGCAAAGAUGCCCACAAACUGAAAAGGCACAUGUUAACUCACACAGGUGAAAAACGCUAUGAAUGUUACGUUUGCCAGGCCAGAUUCACUCAGAGUGGUACCAUGAAAAUCCAUGUGUUACAGAAACAUGGACAAAAUGUGCCAAAACACCAAUGUCCACAUUGUAGUGCUUUCCUUUCUUGGAAAAGUGAUUUGGAGGGCAUGGAAGGUUCUUUCAGUCUUUCACAAAUUGAAAUUGAUAUGCUGGAAGGAUGA
Molecule: messenger RNA, 1035 nt
Organism: Camarhynchus parvulus
Lineage: Eukaryota; Metazoa; Chordata; Aves; Passeriformes; Thraupidae
Gene: CTCFL
Product: CCCTC-binding factor like
Exons: 7
Coding region: 1-1035 (344 amino acids)
Biological process (GO): regulation of transcription by RNA polymerase II
Cellular component (GO): nucleus
Molecular function (GO): DNA-binding transcription factor activity, RNA polymerase II-specific; RNA polymerase II transcription regulatory region sequence-specific DNA binding
Source: RefSeq, a predicted model, not a curated record